Messenger RNA from Peronospora matthiolae, 270 nucleotides. NCBI's taxonomy places the organism in Eukaryota, Oomycota, Peronosporomycetes, Peronosporales, Peronosporaceae. The record is from the annotation of a GenBank genome assembly.
AUGUACGAAGGGAUUGACAACUUGAAAUCUCUUUACGACCGUGCCGGGAAGACUUUCUCCGGCGGUCCUUCUGCGGCACAGGAUGUGCCGCGUCGUACUGCUCAACCAGACCCAGUACGUCGAUCAUCAGUUAAGAGCGGGGCUCCCAAGUAUCCCAGGACGGGGGAUAGCCGCGCCACCGGACGAGGUAACUCGUCCGACGUCCGUUCACGUCGCGGUGGUUCAACAGCUGCUCAACUAGAUAGCGCUGGCCACCGCGAGAACCUCUAA